Molecule: messenger RNA, 3139 nt
Organism: Monopterus albus (swamp eel)
Lineage: Eukaryota; Metazoa; Chordata; Actinopteri; Synbranchiformes; Synbranchidae
Gene: slc26a11
Product: solute carrier family 26 member 11
Exons: 16
Coding region: 480-2210 (576 amino acids)
Biological process (GO): sulfate transmembrane transport
Cellular component (GO): membrane
Molecular function (GO): secondary active sulfate transmembrane transporter activity
Source: RefSeq, a predicted model, not a curated record
AGUGGUUUUAGUGUGAGAAACAAAAGCACUGUGACACAAAAUGACCUGAGAAAUCACUGCUGACAGAGGCCAGGAGCGGUGCCGGGCAAGAGGACACGCAGGUGAUGCCUCGCUAAAGAAAAAACGAUGCUAUUGUGUGGAGGGUGACGGACUCUGCCACUUGGGUCUGGGGGACAUCACACUUAACAAGUGGAUUAUAAAACAAUACCUGGUCAGAGACGGGUCCUGUGCAAAGCAACGGCCCGUCAUGUGAUCACCAUCCCAUCUCUCAAGGAUUUUCCAUCACCCACAGAUCACAGCAUGCAUUUGAGGACAGCCUACAGCCCUUAUUUUUUCACAAUGAAGGUGGCAACCCUUAGUACCACCAGCCUUGUAUGAGGGUGUUGGGUUUCUAGUGAAUAAUACAACAAAAGAGGUGUGUUGUCCUCUUUUCUGCUGUCAGCCUCCCCUUCCAGGCACUCAGCCGUGACUCCACUGUGAUGGACUGGCCUCUUAUGAGAUGGGUGUCAGCCCAGGGCUGCUGCUCCUACAGCACCCUGAAGGCCUGGCUGCCUGUCCUGUCCUGGCUGCCCAGGUACAAGCUGCAGUGGCUUCAGAUGGACCUGCUCGCAGGUCUCACCGUCGGGCUGACAACCGUACCACAGGUGCUGGCUUAUGCUGAAAUAGCUGGCCUUCCGGUGCAGUAUGGGCUCUACUCAGCUUUCAUGGGGGGGUUUAUCUACACUCUCCUGGGGACCUCUAAGGAUGUGACUCUGGGUCCCACAGCCAUCAUGUCCCUCCUGUGUUUCUCCGUGGUGGGGGGGCAGCCACACCGAGCCGUGCUGCUCAGCCUCCUCUGUGGACUUAUCCAGGCUGCGAUGGCACUGCUGAGGCUAGGGUUCCUCUUGGACUUCAUCUCCUUCCCUGUAAUAAAAGGCUUUACUUGUGCUGCUGCAAUAACAAUCGGCUUCGGCCAGGUCAAGAAUAUUCUGGGUCUCAAGGAUGUUCCUCAGGCAUUCUACCUGGAGGUUUACUACACCUUCUACAAGAUCCCCGAGGCCAGGAUAGGCGACGUGAUCCUGGGUCUGCUUUGCCUCGCGCUGCUUGUCAUGCUGGUGUUAAUGAAGCAGAGUCUGGGCUCCGACUAUGCUCCCGUCUACAUCAGAGCUGCCAGGAGUUUAGUGUGGGCUCUUUCUACCAUGCGCAACGCUCUGGUGGUCAUAGCUGCAUCUUUGGUGGCUUAUUCUUGGAAUGCUUAUGAUCAUCCAGUGUUUACAGUCACUGGGCAAACUACCCAGGGGCUCCCUCCGUUCAGGCCCCCACCCACCUCAGACACCACAGUCAAUGGCACCAUUGUCUCCUUUGGAGAGAUUGUAGAGGGCUUUGGAGGAGGCAUUGCUCUAAUUCCACUCAUGGGGCUUUUGGAGAGCAUUGCAAUUGCAAAAGCUUUUGGAAGUCAGAACAACUACAGGAUCGAUGCCAACCAGGAGCUGCUGGCGAUUGGUGUGACCAACAUCAUGGGCUCUUUUGUGUCAGCCUACCCAGUUACUGGCAGCUUUGGAAGAACAGCAGUGAACUCACAGACCGGGGUUUGCACUCCAGCUGGAGGGAUCGUCACCAGUGUGAUAGUAUUGCUUUCCUUGGCGUUCCUCAUGCCAGCCUUCUACUACAUUCCCAAAGCUUCUCUGGCUGCUGUUAUCAUCUGUGCGGUAGCUCCUAUGGUGGAUUACCAUGUCGUGGCUAAGAUGUGGAGGAUAUGCAAGCUGGACCUGCUGCCAUUUGUCGUGACAUUCCUGAUGAGUUUCUGGCAGGUGCAGUACGGCAUCAUAGGGGGUGUGGCUGUAUCUGGAGCCCUGUUGUUGUACAACAUGGCCAGACCCCAGAUAAAGGUGUCUGAUCAUGGCGUAUUGGUGAUGGAGUUGAGCAGUGGAAUCAGCUUUCCUGCCACAGAAUAUCUCAGCCACAUCAUACACACUCGGGCUCUGCAGGUGUCUCCUCCACGGUCGGUGGUCCUGGACUGCCAUCAUGUCAGCAUCAUAGAUUACACUGUGAUCAACGAGCUCAGGGACCUGCUGAGGCAGUUCAAACUACGAAAUGUGCAGCUCGUUUUUUCCAGGUUGCAGCCAUCCGUUAUGGAGGUUCUCCAGGCCUCUGAUCUGCAGGGCCUCAGAUAUACAGACAGUGUUGAGGCAGUGCUGCAGAUGGAGUCAGAGAACCUCCUCGACCACUGACACAGAAACUGUCAAUCACAGUCUGGAGAGAAGAGGAGUUAAUGCUGGACGAACAAUGUAGCUGCGACACUGAUCAGAUGUUUCUGACCUGGGAUUUUGGGCUCUUAGGGCCGGACACUAAAACGUGUUGCCUCCAACAACUGAUCAUUUGGCAGUCACGUGUAUAGAGGCUAUCAGUGGCCGAGUGAUGUCUUUUUUUUUUUUUCUCACUGAAAAAUCGUGUUGCACUGGGCAUUGUAUAGGAAAUGACAGCAGCCUUCAGGAACACUACAUUACAGUUUCACAAAAGACAUCUGAUACUGUUUCCUAACAUUUUAUAUUCUUUUGAUGGACAUUUUGUUUGAGUGAGAAUAUGUAUAUUUACUUACUACACCUUAUGGUGACGGGAGAGCUGCCAGAGACCAAGUCUGAACUUGAAGAACUACAUGUGUGUAAAUAAUGAACAGACCAAAGCUAACAGAUGCCACCUAUUAUUGUUAUUAAGUCAUCUUAUUCAUCUAUGUAAAAGAAAUGAAAUGCUUCUCUUAUUUUUUUGUUGGUAAAAUAUUACCAAGGCAGUGGCAAAAUGAUUUUAAUGUCCUCACUGCAGUGGUGCUGAUUGAAUUAACCCAAAUCACAACUUCUACAGUACACAUGGAUACUUAGUCAAUAUAAUGUUUACAUUUUCAUAGAAUAGUACUAAAUUUAAAAUGUCACACCCUGUGAUGAUACAUGACAUUAAGGUACCAGCAUGAGAAACUAUGUUCAUCUUAAAUGCACUUUUAAAAACAUAAAUUGUAGAUGUGCCAAAUGGCUGGUCAUUCUGGUCAAAGUUGAUGUUGGCGAACAGCACAGUGUGAAUCAUUUAUCACGGACUGUAUAUCAGCUUAAUUCAACAGGACAAACUGACUCAACAACAACUUUGUAACUUGUAAUAAAACAUUAAUCAU